AUCUCAAUGAUAACAGUCUAUCACGUGACUAAAAUUACAGGUAUGAAACAUACAUCCUUAUUUCUUAGUACUUAUAGUAGAAAAAAAUCUGUUCGACGUCAUAUAAAAUAAAGGAAUUUUUCUCAGUGGCAUUUUGUGUCAAGGCAGUAUGAUGAAUCUGUAUGUUUUCUUUAUUUUGAAAAGUGCAGUUGUCUUUGAUAUAGUUAAAUUUGUAAAUGGAUUUAAUUUGGUAAUACUCCAUACCAAUGAUAUACAUGCACAUUUGGAACAAAUGAACAAAUACACAUCUGCUUGCAAACAUGACGAUGUGGAGAAGGGACUUUGUUACGGUGGAAUAUCCAGAAGGGUUACGAAAGUCAGAGAAAUUAACAGUACAAAUGAUAAUGUUGUUUUAUUGGAUGCUGGGGACCAGUUCCAGGGAUCUCUAUGGUUUAAUAUUUUCAAAGGCAGGGAGGCUUCAUUAUUUAUGAAUGAGCUGAAGUACGAUGCAAUGACAUUUGGCAAUCACGAAUUCGACAAUGGUGUUGCUGGUCUGAUUCCGUUUUUGGAGAACCUUACGUUUCCCGUAACAACUUGUAACUUAGAUGCCUCACGUGAACCUCGAUUGCAAGGGAAAUUUCAGCAACAUGUCGUUUUGACCAAGAACGGACAAAAGAUUGGCAUUAUUGGGUAUAUUACAGAAGACACCUCUUCCAUUUCAAAUCCAGGUGAUACGGUUUCAUUCAAACCAGUAGUAGAGGCCGUCCGUAAAGAAGUUGCAGCGCUAAAAAGUAAAGGAGUAAAGAUCAUUAUUGGAGUGGGUCACUAUGGAUAUGGAAGAGACAAAAAGCUUGCUGCAGCAGUUGACGGACUUGAUAUACUCGUCGGAGGUCAUACACACAGUUUUCUCUAUACUGGUAAACAGCCUUCAAAUGAACAAUCAGAAGGACCAUAUCCCACCAUCAUCACUCAAAGUAAUGGUAGGAAAGUUCUCGUGGUUCAAACAUUCUGGGCGGGAAAAUACUUAGGAUUCCUGAACGUCACCUUUAACAGUGACGGAGAUGUAGACAGCUGGAAUGGUGAACCCAUACUUCUGGACAACUCUACUGCACAAGAUCCAGCCAUAGAACGAAUUCUUGAUACCAUGAAACCAGCAGUUGAAAAGGAAAAGAAUAAAAUUGUAGGUUACAGUGCAGUAUAUUUAGAAGGUGACAAUAAAGUUUGCAGGCUUCAUGAAUGUAAUUUAGGAAAUUUAAUCACGGAUGGCAUGGUCAGUUUCCAUGCAUCUAGAUAUUCACAAAACGAUACCUGGACAGACAAACCUAUUGCUAUCUUAAAUUCUGGAGGAAUUAGGAGCCCUAUAGCAAAAGGAAAUAUAUCUAAAGGCGAUGUUUUAACAACAAUGCCUUUCGGAAACAUGGUAGAUGUUAUAACAAUAAAAGGAAAGUACUUAAGAGCUGCAUUUGAACAUUCUGUAGAAUUUUAUGAUCCUAUAGACAGAUCAGGUGCUUUUCUCCAAGUCUCAGGUAUACAUGUUACAUAUAAUUUAUGCAACGAACCUGGAUCCAGAGUUGUAUCGAUUUCGACAAGAUGUGGUGACUGCUGGAUUCCUAGAUAUCAGCUUCUUGACGACGAAAAGAUUUACAGAGUGAUUGCGCUGAAUUUUGUUAUAAAAGGUGGAGAUGGUUAUACCGUUUUAAAGAAUAAUCUUAUUCAUCAUACAGAAUAUAAUUCCUUGGACAGUAAUGUAUUUAUUAAAUAUUUAAAAUCAAACAGACCAAUUACCAAAGGUGUAGAAGGAAGAAUAACGAUACAAAAUGACUGUAUAAACUCUUCGUGUACCAUAAGCCUAAGUCUAUUAUUAAUGGUAUUUGCGUCACUGAUGAACAUGAUAGUAAAAUGGUCAUGAUGAUAUGAUCACCACUAGUUUUCAUUUUUACAUCUUUAUCCAUUUGAAAAAAACACCUUUAUGAAUUUGCUAAUGUUACAAUGUAUAUUUGUAUGAUUUUG
Mytilus trossulus (common blue mussel) is the source of this 1989-nucleotide messenger RNA. Its product is annotated as snake venom 5'-nucleotidase-like. The coding region runs from base 149 to 1888 and encodes 579 amino acids. The record is from RefSeq and is a predicted model, not a curated record. Gene Ontology annotation, molecular function: metal ion binding; nucleotide binding; 5'-nucleotidase activity. Gene Ontology annotation, biological process: AMP catabolic process. Lineage: Eukaryota; Metazoa; Mollusca; Bivalvia; Mytilida; Mytilidae. Gene Ontology annotation, cellular component: plasma membrane. The transcript has 9 exons.